UGUGGUAAAUGGUACCGGCAGGACGUAUUACAUACAACUGUUUUGAAAAUCUGUUUAAACAUUAUUCUGUGUUCGUCGACAUGAGUAUCUGGUCAAACUCCUUCUCACAAACAUGUGUUUCGAGGUGCGGGAUUGUGCUGGUGUCACUAGUGCACGUGAUACUUACAACUGUGUCCAACGAAACUGCAGUAACAUGCAAAAGAUGGCCGAAUGUUGAGGUGACUUCCGGGUCGACAUGGAUCGAGCGCUGUCGGCGAUGUCAGUGUAAGAGUGAUGGAAAGACAGAGUGUGUGCAGCCAAUGUGUCCGCUUGCUUACCACCCUUACCAAGAAGACAGGUGUAUACAGUGGUCACCGGAUUCCUGCUGUUGUCAGAAACUUGUUUGUCGGCGUAACGGUCAAACGUACAACGUUGGUGAUAAGUUCCCGCUCAAUGGGGAUGACCCGUGCAUGUUGUGCACGUGCAAGGCAGAACCAGGGGUCACUGAAUGCGAGAAGAUGGAGUGUUUCGCGGUUGGUUGCGUGAACCCAGCUUUCAUGGAAGGCCAUUGCUGUCAUCUGUGUCCCUCUGGAUUAAAUUGUCGAUUACCUCCCUUGGAGUGGCCAAUGAAUGGGAAGGUGGACUCAGUCGACCCCGUCCCUUUCAAUACAACCAGAAUAGUAUUCAGCGAAGCAAAUCCGCGAUAUGCUUGGAGCUGCACGUGUAAGACCCCUGGUUCCGAUGCGGAAUGUUCUCGUCAAGCCAGAUUGUCUCAUAUGAGAUUCGGGCGCUACAGACACCCAUGAACAAUUGCCACAAGACUGUUUACGAAUCUUCCGAAUCAGGC
Molecule: messenger RNA, 826 nt
Organism: Haliotis rubra (blacklip abalone)
Lineage: Eukaryota; Metazoa; Mollusca; Gastropoda; Lepetellida; Haliotidae
Product: kielin/chordin-like protein
Exons: 4
Coding region: 9-785 (258 amino acids)
Molecular function (GO): protein binding; peptidase inhibitor activity
Source: RefSeq, a predicted model, not a curated record